AUGGAUUUUGAGCUGAGUUUGGAUUACCUUUUAGACAAGCCCAUCAAACCAAUGGGAGCCGUUGAAGUUAAUAAUGAACCAGAGUUCCAACCAGUGAUCUCUAAUUCAGAGACGGAAGAGUUCAAAUUCGACAAAAAGGGUAAAAAGGUGAUAAAUAGAUUAGUGAGUGUUCAAGAUAUUACCAAAGACUUAGCAGAUUUGAAGUUUAGCGAUGAUGAAAAUGCAGCUCAGUUAGAUAAGGUAAAUGAAGUAGAGAAACCUAAGAAGAGUCGUAGAAAUAAAGCUCGAGGAAAAAAGGAUGCUGAAAGGGGCGAUGUGAAUAUUAAGGCCACUAAACCCUCAACUCCACAAAAUGAAACCACCGACGAUGUUAACAAGGACAAGCCUCUCUCAAGACGUCAGAAGGAGAAGUUAAGAAAGCAAAAGAAGGAACAGAGACUCAAACAAAAGGAAAAACAGGAGAGUAAACGGGAGAAUGAAGAAAAGAACAUUCAAGAGAACAAUCAACAAAAGAACAUUCAAGAAAACGCUGAAGAUAACAAACAGAAAAUUUCUGAGAACAACCAACAGAAGGAAAAGCUCAAUGAAAAUGCCACAGUAGAUAAAGAGAAAUCACCAUUUGAAAGAUCAUCUUCACCAGAAGAUCCCUUUAGCAUUAAACUUAAAUCAGUUAAAGUGGUUCAUUCCAAUAAAAAGUAUACUGAAAGACUACCCAAAAUACCACCGAUUGAAACCAUCAUGGGUUUAAGUAAUGACCAGAUUUAUAAAUUGAACCCCAGUGAUAUAAAAUUGAAAAGAAUCGUCAGUCAAGCAGGAAAAUUACUUGGAAAUAUCAUAAAUUUUGCUAUGGUAAACGAAGAAAUCUUCUUGAAUGAAGAAACAAGGACUCAAUUCACUGUUUUGUGUACCAACAUUGCAAUUUUUGAAUCACGAGGUUUAAACAAAACAUUGAAGAUCUACCCUGAUAUCAUUGAAACUUUUUCCAAGUAUGAUGAAUUAACCUUAAAUCAUAAUAAGACGAAAUUUACCAAAUCUGAUAAGGAAAUUCAUCAAAAUAAUUUCGACUAUUCAGUAUUAUCAUAUGUUGGUAACAUUAUCAUCUGGUUGAACUCAAUCCAUGAUUUAAAAAUCAGUAAAAAACUCAUAAAAGGUGGUUUUGGUGGAUAUCAUCUUUGGGAUCAAUUAUUUAAAGAAGAGUCUAUAAAUAUGAAACGUUGGAAACAUGUGAUCAAGUUCAGAGAAGAAUUCCCGUUCCAACCAAAUCAAUUCAUCGUAGUGAUGAAGUUCUUACAUAUAGAAAUAUCAUAG
Yamadazyma jaroonii is the source of this 1308-nucleotide messenger RNA. Lineage: Eukaryota; Fungi; Ascomycota; Pichiomycetes; Serinales; Debaryomycetaceae. The record is from the annotation of a GenBank genome assembly.